AUGACUAUUUCACCAGAAUGCCUCACAAAAGAUUUGCUCGAGGAAAAUUUCUCGCUGGAGUCAAAUCCAUCCCUCGCGGCGAGCAUUAAGAAUUCCAUUGGGGACACCGAAAUAAAAACAAAGCCUAAGACGAACAACAAAGCAGCUUUCGAUGCUAAUUCAGAUUUCGAUGCAAUGGAUACUGACAACGAUUGGUUAGAGGCGUCACACACAGUCACACAGUCAGUUACAGAAGGUAUUGCAGAUGAAAUAAUCACAAGAAUAUUCCUCGAUGAUGAAAACAAUGAAAUAAAUCCCACAUCACAAGUUAAAGACGCUGCUGUUAGACUGGAUGCAUCGGAUAAUUCUCCAUCAAACGCAAAACAAUAUAAGAAACAAUAUUCUAAACCGACAGAAAUAACUCAAAACGAGCUAGAUAGGUUGUUAGCGAAAAAAUCGUUAGGCGAUUUUAUGAUGUCUCGAAGAAAAACUUUAGUCACUCUCCCGGAUGUUGAUUAUAAAGAUAGAAAUGGUAUUUGCAGAGCUAAAUGCCAGAAUAGGAGACUAAAAAUAUAUGAAGACUCAAUGGAUAUUGAUGUCUCACGCCAUAAAAAUCUUUUAGAUGUAUUAACGAACCAGAUGGAUAUUGUAGAGAAACUUGUAGAUCAUCUUAACCAAACUAAAUUAGUAGGAAGUCAACGUAGAUCGGAACAUCAGGAAUUCGAUGAACUUCUGGAGUCCUUAAAAACUAAAAGGACUAAAGUCACAGCUAGUACAGAUGCUGAGAAGAAAACAACUCAAGAAAUGUCCACGAUAAUGUCCUUAAUAGAUGAAACCGUAAUAAGAAGAGUUCUGAAGAAGGAUCCCCUUGUGAGCAGAAUAUUAAAUAAGGCGAAGAGGAGACGCGAGAAAUACUUCAAAGAAAUGCAAAUUAAUUAA
Parnassius apollo (apollo) is the source of this 918-nucleotide messenger RNA. The record is from the annotation of a GenBank genome assembly. Lineage: Eukaryota; Metazoa; Arthropoda; Insecta; Lepidoptera; Papilionidae.